AUGGCUGACAUCACAGUUCCUGAAUCCUUUGCUCAACGUCUGGAAAAGGUCAAAGGAGAGCCAAUGCGCAAUCCUGAGUCUCCUGAAUGGUUCAGCCGUGAAGUCAACGAGAAAUCCCGUGACACUUAUGCCUGGGCCGCUCCUUAUGAUGCUCGCUUCCCACAAGUUCGUAAGCAACGUCAAUGCUUCGCUUACUACGUUGACUAUCACCGUUGCAAGGAGCUCAUGGGCGAGGACUACAAGCCGUGCCAAUUCUUCCAGAAUGUCUACAAGGACUUCUGUCCCAAAUUCUGGGUCGAAAAGUGGGACGAACUGGUCUCCGAGAACCGCUUCCCAGCCAAGUUCGACCGUUAA
This is a messenger RNA of Bursaphelenchus okinawaensis, 354 nucleotides long. The record is from the annotation of a GenBank genome assembly. NCBI's taxonomy places the organism in Eukaryota, Metazoa, Nematoda, Chromadorea, Rhabditida, Aphelenchoididae.